AGUGUUACUGAGUCCACAGAGCAACAAACUCCACAAAUGCUCCUUUUUUUGUCACCUUUUUUAUCAGAUGACAUUAAAAGUGGUGAAAUGAGGUCAUUUCUGCACUGAAUCCAAAGAGGCCACAAAGGUGGAGCAGGCAUGUGGUGAUGAUGUGAGCUGAUCAUCACUUCCUGUUUGGAGACAUGAAUCAUCUGAAAUGUGAAGGUUCAUCUCCAGGCUCUUUGUGACGGGUCUGGAUUUUCCUACAUCUGAGUUUCAAUGGUUCAGGUAGACUGAGCGGGUCGGGCUUGACACAGUGGAAAGGUUCCUUGUGUCUCUGAGUUUUAGUAUCCUCAUCAGUAACUACAAACAAAAUAAAUACAGUCAUGUUUAAAAUAAAACAAGAUAAAUGUCCCAGGUCAGGUUCUCCUUUCAGGUGUUACUAAUCCAAUCCAAUGUAACUUUGAGGUGAAUAUAGUUUGAUUUCAGCGACUGACUGAGUUAUUUAAACAGUUUCAUUUGAAUGUCCUGUUUUUUUAUAGCCUUUUUCCCUGCAGUAACCACACAGUACUUUUACUGGAGUACUUUGAAGUACAUGUCAGGUAGUUCAGUCUGAGUACAUAAAAUAAACUGUAAACAAAACCAUAAAGAUAUACAAAAAGGUCUUCCCUUCAAUCAGUGGACGCUGCGAUGCACGCGUGAGGCAGCAGGGGGCGCCAUUGAGCCGGCGUUUCUGAACACUUCCGGUACAAAAGAAGCGGCUGUGAGACGAACAGUAGCUAACGGUAGCCUCUGCAGUACGUUUAUUCGACUUAAUUAUUUUUUUUACUCUACUAAAAUGUUUGAGGCCGGAAAUCUGUCGCUGACACACACGCGAGCUUCACGCUAACGGUAGGAACCACAGUGACGAAGAGAGAGGUGCUAACGACUAAAAGUGAACUGCUAAGAGGAGCAGUGACGGUGACAGCGGAAGCUAACAGUUUAUUGCUAACACUGUUACAGGUGCAGGUACCUGAGCUGUUUCUCUGGUCUCCAUCCUCACCUGUGCCGUGAAGGUGAAUCAUUAAGUCAGAGAUGAGCAGCUCUGUUCAGAGGAAGAGGCGGAGCACACAAAGUCCUCCGGUUUCUAGACACAAUGCCAAGAGCAGGAGAGCUGCGAGUACCAGGAGGACGGCGAACGCCGACAGUGAUCCCACCCCCCCAACAGAGACCAUUGAUGUGAUGGACGGUGUUUUCAGACCAGACCUGACUCAUCUAGACACACUCAACCUCUCGGCCAAUCAGAGAGCUGCUUCUUUUCGAGGUGAGGAGGAGGUGGUCGUGGAUCUCACCUGUGAGAGUGGAGCAGAAGCUGCUGUGGUCGACCUGACUACCAACAAUGACUCUGUGCUGCUGGUGGAUGAGGGUUCUCAGAACUGGAGACCACCUGUACAGAGUUAUCUUGUUAGCAGCGAUGAAGAUGAAGACACACCCCCCGUCCUCAGUGCCACCCUCCUGCCACCGACAAACACCUCCAGGUCAACUCCAGGGACAAUCAGCUGUCCUGUGUGUCUGGACGGAUACUCAGAGAUCGUUGGGAGCAGCCGAUUGGUCGUGUCCACCCGUUGUGGUCACGUGUUCUGCAGUCAGUGUUUGAGAGACUCUCUGACAUCAUCACACACCUGUCCCACCUGCAGGAAGAGACUUACUCACCGCCAGUACCACCCCCUGUACAUCUGACAUCACUCUGAGACCACAGCUGAGUCCUGCUGCCAUUGGACCACAGGCCAUGAUGUUGGUGUUAUUUGCUGCUGAAUUGUAUUUUUUUUUUCUUUUUUGUGUGUGCGCCUCUUUGGACAUUAAAGUGUUCAGUCAUAGCUGGUAAACAUUAUGGAUUAAUGAUUCAUGUGUAUUGACUUGUUUGUUAAAGCUGAAAUAAAUUUUGAUUUGUUUCACUCAUUGA
Neolamprologus brichardi is the source of this 1921-nucleotide messenger RNA. It is a transcript of the gene rnf4, whose product is annotated as ring finger protein 4. Gene Ontology annotation, biological process: positive regulation of transcription by RNA polymerase II. The record is from RefSeq and is a predicted model, not a curated record. Lineage: Eukaryota; Metazoa; Chordata; Actinopteri; Cichliformes; Cichlidae. Gene Ontology annotation, molecular function: transcription factor binding; zinc ion binding.